Messenger RNA from Nipponia nippon (crested ibis), 1602 nucleotides. It is a transcript of the gene SRC, whose product is annotated as SRC proto-oncogene, non-receptor tyrosine kinase. The record is from RefSeq and is a predicted model, not a curated record. Gene Ontology annotation, molecular function: ATP binding; protein tyrosine kinase activity; protein binding. NCBI's taxonomy places the organism in Eukaryota, Metazoa, Chordata, Aves, Pelecaniformes, Threskiornithidae. Gene Ontology annotation, biological process: protein phosphorylation.
AUGGGGAGCAGCAAGAGCAAACCCAAAGACCCCAGCCAGCGCCGGCGCAGCCUGGAGCCCACCGAAAACGCCCACCACGGGGGCUACCCGGCUUCGCAGACGCCCAGCAAGGCGGCCGCUCCUGAUGCCCAUCGCACCCCCAGCCGCUCAUUCGGAACCAUGGCCGCCGAGUCCAAGCUCUUCGGAGGCUUCAACACCUCCGACACGGUCACCUCGCCGCAGCGUGCCGGAGCGCUGGCUGGUGGAGUCACCACCUUCGUGGCCCUCUAUGACUACGAGUCCCGGACUGAAACGGACUUGUCCUUCAAGAAAGGAGAACGCCUGCAAAUCGUCAACAACACGGAAGGUGACUGGUGGCUGGCUCAUUCCCUCACUACAGGACAGACGGGCUACAUCCCCAGUAACUAUGUUGCGCCCUCAGACUCCAUCCAGGCUGAAGAGUGGUAUUUUGGGAAGAUCACUCGUCGGGAGUCAGAGCGGCUGCUGCUCAACCCUGAAAACCCCCGAGGGACCUUCCUGGUCCGGGAGAGCGAGACCACGAAAGGUGCCUACUGCCUCUCCGUCUCCGACUUCGACAACGCCAAGGGGCUCAACGUGAAGCACUACAAGAUCCGCAAGCUGGACAGUGGCGGCUUCUACAUCCCCUCCCGCACUCAGUUCAGCAGCCUGCAGCAGCUGGUGGCCUAUUACUCCAAACAUGCCGACGGCUUGUGCCACCGUCUCACCAACGUCUGCCCCACUUCCAAGCCCCAGACCCAAGGCCUCGCCAAAGAUGCCUGGGAAAUCCCCCGGGAAUCGCUGCGGCUGGAGGUCAAGCUGGGGCAGGGCUGCUUCGGAGAGGUGUGGAUGGGGACCUGGAACGGCACCACCCGGGUGGCAAUCAAGACGCUGAAGCCCGGCACCAUGUCCCCGGAGGCCUUCCUGCAGGAAGCCCAGGUCAUGAAGAAGCUCCGGCACGAGAAGCUGGUUCAGCUUUACGCUGUGGUUUCGGAGGAGCCCAUUUACAUCGUCACUGAGUACAUGAGCAAGGGAAGCCUCCUGGACUUCCUGAAGGGCGAGAUGGGCAAGUACCUGCGGCUGCCGCAGCUCGUGGAUAUGGCGGCUCAGAUCGCGUCUGGCAUGGCCUAUGUGGAGAGGAUGAACUACGUCCACCGGGACCUCCGGGCAGCCAACAUCCUCGUGGGGGAGAACCUGGUGUGCAAAGUGGCUGACUUUGGCUUGGCACGGCUCAUCGAGGACAAUGAGUACACCGCUCGGCAAGGCGCAAAGUUCCCCAUCAAGUGGACAGCCCCCGAAGCUGCUCUGUAUGGCAGGUUUACCAUCAAGUCAGACGUCUGGUCCUUCGGCAUCCUCUUGACCGAGCUGACCACCAAGGGCAGAGUGCCAUACCCAGGGAUGGUGAACCGGGAGGUGCUGGACCAGGUGGAGCGGGGGUACCGCAUGCCCUGCCCCCCCGAGUGCCCUGAGUCCCUGCACGACCUCAUGUGCCAGUGCUGGCGGAAGGACCCGGAGGAGCGACCCACCUUCGAGUACCUGCAGGCUUUCCUGGAGGACUACUUCACCUCAACAGAGCCCCAGUACCAGCCUGGCGAGAACCUAUAG